CUCACAUAGCAAUUCAAGUAAACCACAUUUUCCAUUCUAUCAUUUUUGAUAUCUCUGUGUAACACCAAAGCACAGAUACAGAAAAAUGUGGGGGAGAUGUAGGUGGAUGAGAAUAUGAUAUGCUUGCUUGAUACAUCAUAUUUUUUUUUUAGGGCUAGUGUCAAAUUCUGGGGCGUGGUUAGUAAAGACCGCCUAUAGGGUAUAAAUAUAAAUUCGAACUGUGCUUCAAACGCAUUCAUAUUCUCUUCUUAAAUGAGAUACAAACACUGUAAAAUUUCUAAGAAAUUAAAAAUGACUGGUUCCUGGAAUUUAGUACUGAUCAUCAGCACCAUGUAUUUAGGCCAGUCUGGUAGACUCUGGGUUACUGCACAAUCCCCAGAGCCAGGUGUUUAUCAGUCCGAUAAAAAGCUCAGUGUGGAUAUCGGCAACUCGGCCACUCUGCAAUGCUGUCUUUUCAGAACAGUAGACGAAGAAAUUAUCUGGUUUAAGCAACAAAACAAAAAACAGCCUCAGAUUAUAGUCAGAUUCUUUAAAACUGCUGGAGAAACAUUUUACAGUGAAUUCCAAAAUCCUCGUUUCCGAAUAAAAAAACAUGGAAACUGCUUCAAUAUGACCAUUUCAAACACCACGAUGUCUGAUGAAGCCACGUACUACUGUGCACGCGUGUUUGCAGAUGGGACUUAUUUAAAAAUUAAAGGUGAUCAUGUUACUAUUGCAUCAGAAACAUCUAAACCAGCUCUGUGUGAUAAUUCAGUGGUGUGUGAACCAACACUGCAUGGAAACAGCACUAACAUGAACACACACGAGAAAACAGUGCUCGGUUUGGGAACGGCUUUGGGUUUCUGCGCACUUCUGAUUUUCUGUCUCAUUUAUUUCAUACUGAGGAGAAGAAAACAUGAUAAAAUGAACGCUUCUAUGGAGGAUUCUCCAGGAAUGAGGGAGUCUGAUGCUGAAACACUGAACUACGCAGCUUUGCAAUUCGCCAACAGGAAAGCCAAAGCUGAAAAAAGAAAAACUGGUUUAUCGGAGGAUUGUGUGUACUCUGAUGUGAAAUAAAACUGUAUGUUUGUAUCUAACAUUAAUAAUCAAUGAUUUUUUACUUCUACACAUGUUUAAAGCACGUCAUGUUUUUUUUUAAGUGUGCAAUAUUUAACCUCAAUUAACAAUGAACAUCAUUGUGAUUAAAAAAAAAAGAAGACUUUUUCACUUCACCUGUGUUGACCUUCAUUAAUGUACU
Ictalurus furcatus (blue catfish) is the source of this 1237-nucleotide messenger RNA. RefSeq lists its product as uncharacterized. The record is from RefSeq and is a predicted model, not a curated record. The transcript has 6 exons. Gene Ontology annotation, biological process: response to bacterium. NCBI's taxonomy places the organism in Eukaryota, Metazoa, Chordata, Actinopteri, Siluriformes, Ictaluridae. The coding region runs from base 253 to 1056 and encodes 267 amino acids.